Messenger RNA from Thunnus maccoyii (southern bluefin tuna), 953 nucleotides. RefSeq names its product ubiquitin-conjugating enzyme E2T (putative) (gene ube2t). The transcript is spliced from 7 exons. The record is from RefSeq and is a predicted model, not a curated record. The coding region runs from base 150 to 734 and encodes 194 amino acids. Lineage: Eukaryota; Metazoa; Chordata; Actinopteri; Scombriformes; Scombridae.
AGAAGAAGUUGAACGCGGGCAGCGCUGAUGACGUAGGGAGAGGGAAAUCCAAAACAGAAACCACGUCGCCUCAUUUCGGCCUCUCUCUGUUGUUAAGCCAAACAGCUGUUGUUGAGAAGUGGACGACAACUGCGAAAGAGGGAGAAAAGAUGCAGAGGGCUUCCCGUUUGAAGCGUGAACUUCAGAUGCUGAGCACCGAGCCACCUCCCGGGAUAACAUGCUGGCAGACUGAGGAACGGAUAGACGACCUCCGGGCACAGAUAGUUGGAGGAGCAGGAACUCCAUAUGAAGGUGGACUCUUCUCCCUGGAGAUCAAGGUCCCAGAGAGGUACCCAUUUGAGCCUCCCAAAAUACGAUUCUUGACCCCAAUCUACCACCCAAACAUUGACAAUUCAGGACGUAUCUGCCAUGACGCUCUCAAACUCCCACCAAAGGGUGCCUGGAAGCCAUCCUUAAACAUCUCCACAGUCCUCACCUCCAUCCAGCUGCUCAUGGCUGAGCCCAAUCCAGAUGACCCACUCAUGGCUGAUAUUUCAUCAGAGUUCAAAUACAACAAACAGCUGUUCAUGCAGACGGCCAAGAAGUGGACAGAGGAACAUGCUGUUCAGAAGAACACGGGAGUCGCAGAGAGCAACAAAGAAAAUACCCCAGAUCAGAAAGCAUCAUCACGCAAAAGAGAGGCCCUCAGUGCACAGCAGGAGGAAGAGGAGCCAGCAAAGAAAAACUGUGUGUAGUUUCCACCACACUUGUUAGAGCCACAGGUCUCUUCUCCAGAGCCACCAUGCUUUGCAUACCUGCCAAUUUGUAGAGUAUAAUUUUAUUUUUUAAUUAGUGGUAAUACCUACUUUAAUGUACCAUGUAUGCUUUUGUCUUCUUAACUCUGAAAUAUCGUCAUAUUUAUAUAUAUAAAGUUUAUGUUUGUGUUGUAAUAAUAAAGUUUUUUUUAACGCUAA